GCGAUGUGCCCGUCACGGAUACAUGCUAUAGAGGUGGGCGGUAGCCCGCAAGAAUCUUCGACUUCAGUCUCCCUGCAAAUAUAGCGUGGAAUUGCGAUGAGGAUUUCAAGUAUCUUCCUCGCUCCCAUUUUCGCUGUAGCUGCUCUCGCACAAAACGUUUACAUCGCAGCGCCCGUCCCAAAUCAGACAGUCAGCGCUGGAAGUAACUUUACCGUUGACAUCGUUCGACCGGAUUUCCAGUCUUCAACGCAAGAAGUAGCUGUCGUGAUUGCAAUCCAAUCGUGCAAUCCAACCUGUUGGCCAGGCGAGGCACUCGGUGACAUCCUCUACAACGGGCCUUACAGCCCACAGGUGCCCAAACCAAACCCCGGUAAUCUCCAGCCGUACCAGAACUUUACUGUUCAGGUUCCUUCUUAUUUGAUGGGCAAUGCCUUGCUGACUGUAACGCAUGUGGCGCUUAUCGGGGCCGGGCCCAUUGCGUGGAUGGAGGAAAAGAAUGUAACGGUCUAUGUUCUUUGAUACGCCUGUGAGGAAUCAAGCAUGUCACAUCAGCUAUUCUGAUAGGAAUAUGC
Messenger RNA from Suillus clintonianus, 572 nucleotides. RefSeq lists its product as uncharacterized. The transcript has 3 exons. Lineage: Eukaryota; Fungi; Basidiomycota; Agaricomycetes; Boletales; Suillaceae. Bases 97 to 519 code for a protein of 140 amino acids. The record is from RefSeq and is a predicted model, not a curated record.